AUGCUCGUCUCUCACGGUCGCGGCGGCGCUGGCAACAUUGCCAACAGCUCCAAGUUUGACAAGCUCACCACCAAGGACCUCCAGACCCCUACUCUCAAGUCCUCCGUCGUUACCACUGGCCGUGGUGGCACUGGCAACAUGCUCAAGAACGACGACCCCUACGAGACUCGCCUGCGCCAGGACGUCGAGGGUGCCCCCCGCCGCACCUCCUCUGGUGCUGCCCACUACGGCCGUGGCGGUGCCGCCAACAUCUUCAAGGAGGACAACGCCGCCCUCCAGAAGGCCGCUGCCAUCGAGAACGCCAUUGAUGACGAUGAUUCCUCGAGCCACAAGCGCAGGCGCUCGUCUGCCGAGCUCGCUGCCAAGGGCAAGGCGUGGCUCAACAGCAUCACUGGCAAGAAGGCAUAA
Messenger RNA from Verticillium nonalfalfae, 408 nucleotides. RefSeq lists its product as uncharacterized. The transcript has a single exon. NCBI's taxonomy places the organism in Eukaryota, Fungi, Ascomycota, Sordariomycetes, Glomerellales, Plectosphaerellaceae. The coding region runs from base 1 to 408 and encodes 135 amino acids. The record is from RefSeq and is a predicted model, not a curated record.